AUUUAUUAUUUUGAUAUAAGCAAUAGAAAUAGUCACAGUUGGUCUGUUACAGUGCAGUAAAUAAUAUGCUUGUGGGCAUGUGCUAAUAAGCUAUACUUAGAUGUCCUGGUUAUUUAAAGCUUUACAUGAAAACAACUGUCAAUAGAACCUGGCUCCCUUAUGGGUAUAAUUUUGAUCUGCUAGAAAAAGAGAAACCAACCAAGAUUCAGAUGUAUCUUUCAGAAGAUGUCUAGAGAGGCAAUAUCUCUGUGUGCUCUGAACAAGACGUUAAACAGAGUGGAGAACAAACUGCAGUCUAUAGAUGCUCAAUUUACUGUACUAGAUUCCAACAUUCAGAAAUUAUCAGAGAAGUUUGACUUCCGUAGUACUGCCUUGGAGCAUCAGAUGGACCAGGAUGAAAUGUGGACAUCACUGCUAGAAGACAGAUUCACAUCUGUAGAAGUUAACCUUUUCUACAGCUACAUAUGUGAAACUAUUAAUUGUCUACAUUCUCAACUGACAAAAAUGCUUCCGGAUCUGGCAAGAGUCCUUCCUACUCUGACUUCUGUUCUGAGGAGGAAAAGAAAAAAUCCAAGAAUUCAGAUGGCAUGGGAGUCUGCACUGGAGAUACUGGGGUUGCAAGAGGGAGAUGUUAAAGCCCUGUGUGCAUUUUUCAUUACUCAUAGUUUUAAUGCAUGCUACUAUCCUGCUAACCAAAGACAAAGUUACACCAAAGAUAUCAACUCUAUGAUAAGGGAAGUGGUGAAGAACCAAAUCCUUCAGCGCAGCCUUUUGCAUGCUGUUUCUGUAGUGGAAAGGGGAAAACUUUAAGAAGUUUCCAAAAAUAAAAAGCACUCUCAAAAGAAUAACCUUCCUCUAGAAAUGAAGUGUAAAACUAAUCAUACUUGGAAAAUCCUACUAUGUGGCUUUAUGCUUUUUCUAUAAUUGCAGAAAGUAGCUCUCUGAACAUGUAUCAGCCUAAUUGUAUUAAACUGUGGUCCCCAGAACUGGACACAGUAUUCUGGAUGAGAUCAGACCAAGGCACAAUUGUGAGGGUUUGAUUUUAGGCUCCUCUUUCAGUCCAAAGAAAUCAGUAGAUUUUUGUUGCUUCAAAACAGGUUAAAGAUUUAUUGGUGCAUUUAACAAUAAACAAGUGUCUGUGACAUGAUUAUGAAACUUUUCUCCUCCUUCAAACAGGAAUGGGUUGCCAUAGCUGUUCCAUGGUUCCGGCAAAUCAGCAGGGACCCAGUCUCUCACUGGU
This is a messenger RNA of Pogona vitticeps (central bearded dragon), 1240 nucleotides long. It is a transcript of the gene SMCO1, whose product is annotated as single-pass membrane protein with coiled-coil domains 1. The record is from RefSeq and is a predicted model, not a curated record. Lineage: Eukaryota; Metazoa; Chordata; Lepidosauria; Squamata; Agamidae.